Molecule: messenger RNA, 204 nt
Organism: Yarrowia lipolytica CLIB122
Lineage: Eukaryota; Fungi; Ascomycota; Dipodascomycetes; Dipodascales
Cellular component (GO): membrane
Source: RefSeq, a predicted model, not a curated record
AUGUACCUGACUGCUGCCAUUCUGCUUAAGCAGAACGCCGACUGGGGUCUUGAGACUGCCAUUGGCGCCUCCACCGUUCUUCUUGGAGCCUCCAUUCCCCGGAUCAUCAAGGCCGGUAUCAAGCCUGUCCCUGUGGGUCUCGCCGUGCUUGGUUCUCUUAACUUGGGAUACUACAUCUACAAGUACAAGCAGUUCUACCCCUAG